Molecule: messenger RNA, 2477 nt
Organism: Protobothrops mucrosquamatus (brown spotted pit viper)
Lineage: Eukaryota; Metazoa; Chordata; Lepidosauria; Squamata; Viperidae
Gene: SPEF2
Product: sperm flagellar 2
Exons: 16
Biological process (GO): sperm axoneme assembly
Cellular component (GO): sperm midpiece; manchette
Molecular function (GO): protein binding
Source: RefSeq, a predicted model, not a curated record
UCGAGCCAAGCGGGGAAAGGGCGCGGAACUGCGGCCGCUCGCGGCCAUGACUGGCAUUCUGUGCGAUUGGCUGAAUCGGGAAGUGAAGCUCUCGCGGACCGUGGAUGCAGAAUCUUUCGCCCGAGAAUUUUCCUCUGGUUAUCUCAUCGGAGAACUUCUAAACAAGUAUGAACUUCAGGAAGAUUUUGAUCAGUUUUCACAAAGCAGGCUUGCCAAUGCAAAACUUAACAACUUUUCUCGCAUGGAGCCGACCCUUCAACUUCUGGGUGUACAGUUUGACCAAAAUGUAGCCCGAAACAUCAUGACAGAGCAGCAUGGAGCUGCUAUUAAACUUGUGUACCAAUUGUAUGUGGCCCUAGAGAAAAAGAAAAAAGCAGGGCUCACUGGAGUUGCCAUGGAUGCAAUGCGACCUUCAGCUCAUGCAAAGCUUAAAGGUGUAGGAACCGAAAUAUAUCGUGAGAGACUCAAAACACUAGUACCACGCCAGGCAGACCUCUCACUCCAACAGAUUUCAGACAGCUUUCAAAACAAAGCCAAGAUCCUGGAAAGUAAGAUAGUUGGCAUGCAAUUAGUGAAACAACAGCAAGCCAAACAGAUCCAGGAGGAAAAAAAGGUUGAAGAAGUUGAAAGGAAAAUUGUAGAAAAACGCAGGCAGAAUGAAAUCAUGGCCAAGAUUCAAGCAGCAGUUAUCCAGAUUCCAAAACCAUUGCCACAGCAUACUGACAAAGCGAUUGAAGACCAAAAACUGCAGAAGAAGAAAAAGGAAGCAGACAUCACAUACACUGAAAUUAGGAACUUCGAAAAACAAAUGAGGAAAGAGGCUGUUAUGCCUGCCAAACUCACUGAGAGUAUGAUGAGUGCGAUAAAGCAGGCACAAGAACUAGCUACAGCAAAACCAGCCAUUACUGACCUACUGAACACCUACUCAGAUGAUGAAUAUAUUAGGAAAAUUCAGAAACGUCUUGAGGAGGAUACCUUUGCUCGAGAACAACGGGAGAAGAGAAGGCGAAAGAUGUUAAGGGAGCAACUCAUAGCUCAUGAAGCACAAGAAGAGGCCUAUAGAGAAGAGCAGCUUAUCAACCGACUUAUGAGACAGUCCCAGCAAGAGCGGAGAAUAGCUGUUCAACUUAUGCAUGUGAGGCAUGAGAAAGAAGUCCUGUGGCAAAACAGAAUUUACAGAGAAAAGCAGUUUGAGGAAAGACGCCUCAAAGAAUUUCAAGAAGCUCUUGAUAGGGAGGAGGCCCUUGCAAAACAAGAAAAAAUUGAACUCGCAGAACAGGCCCUUAGAGAAAAACAACUGCAUGCAAAACUUGCUGCUGAAAGAGCUGAGGCUCGCUAUAAGAAUCAUUAUGAAAUUUGCUGGGAAGUAGUUGAACAAAUCAUUGAUUUAGCAACUAAAAUAGGAGAAUAUAGAACACUGACAAAUAAUUUAAUUCCUGCAAAGCUAAUGCGUGACUGGAAGGAAAUUUUCUUAAAAGGAAAGCCAAUUUAUGAGCAAGCUGACAUCAGCGAUUUGCCAGCUGAGCCAACUCCAGAACAAUUAAUAGAACUGGACAAAAUUAAUUUGCUAGAUGAGAAAGAUUAUGAUGAAUAUAAGGCUAUGAUUGAGGAGUGGUACCCUCCUGAAGAGAUCAGAGUAAAUAAACCACCUCCUGAUAAUGUAAUAUUGGGUCAUGUGAUUCACAGAUUGAUGGAACUAGUACAUCCCCCAGAACCUGAACCACCACCAUCUAUAUUUUCUCCAUUUCCUAUGAAAGGUUGCAUUAUGGGAAAGCUCUAUAGCGGGAAAACCACCUGCUUAAACUUCUUAGAAAAAGUUUUUAAUAUCCAGGUCCUAUCUCUGGAUGCAUUGAUUGCAGAGGCAAUUAAAUCCUUCCAUGAAAAUGAAAUGGCAAUUGAAAGUCUAUUUCCAGCCACAAUGGAAGACUCUUCCUUGAAUCAACUACAUGUUCUGAAAGAGGCUUCUAAGGCUUCAUUGAUAGUAUUGAAAACUUAUGAGUCAGCAGAACAGAACAUAGAAAUUUCAGAGGCGCCCAAAGAAAUUAUUGAGAAACCAAGCUCUGCUGUGAUGGUUGACCAAAUGGAGAUAAGUGAGGAUGAGGAUGAAUUAACCAAACUUUCUCUUCGUGCUCAGCUUGGUGCAGGAGCAGAGACAUUGUUAAAGAAAGGAAAAAAGAUUCCAGAUGAAUUACUAGUUGGCAUCAUGGUGGAAGCUAUUAGUCGGCUACAGCCAGAAAAGGGUUGGAUCAUGGAUGGAUUCCCAAUGACACUGAAUCAGGCUAAACUGCUUGAAAAAGCAUUGACCGGACGAGAUCCAGACCAGACAGAAACUAAUACAAUAAACUUGAAAAAGCCCACACUGGUUAUAGACCCUGCAGCUCCAAAAGAGCCCCCUGUGCAUCCACCUGGUCUUGACUUUGCUAUUUUGUUAGAUGUUACAGACUCCAUUGUGAUGAAUCGGGUAGCAAAGGAGAAGG